Molecule: messenger RNA, 312 nt
Organism: Kluyveromyces lactis
Lineage: Eukaryota; Fungi; Ascomycota; Saccharomycetes; Saccharomycetales; Saccharomycetaceae
Exons: 1
Coding region: 1-312 (103 amino acids)
Source: RefSeq, a predicted model, not a curated record
AUGCACACCCUGAAUUUUUUCUACCAGAAAAAGUAUGAGAAUGCAAAUCCGAAAAUGAAAGUUUAUCCAAAUGCAACCGCGGAUAGUUCCGAUAUCUUUGAAUCAGAGCGGGAAAAGAGAACUGUUCGAGGGAAUCUGGCAGAUCUGUACGUCAAAAACCUUAAAGGGUCCGUAAAAUGGCCUUUUGAGCUGCAUAUCUCUGUGGGUACCCUGAGUCACGGAUUUGUUAAAAGAGUGGAAAUUUGUGCGGAAAGCAGUAAAGGACAAGAGUCGGACAUAGAAUUUUGUAUUCUGAUUGGGAUUCUAAGAUGA